AUGGUCGUGCACGUCGGAGGUUUAGUGGCAGUCAUUAUUUUCUAUGUACUUAUUUUAUUAGUGGGAAUAUGGGCUGGUCGCAAACAAAAAUCGAGUGAAAAAGCACCAGAUACUGAAGAAAUUAUGCUGGCCGGAAGAAACAUUGGAUUGUUAGUGGGUAUAUUUACAAUGACAGCCACGUGGGUUGGUGGCGCAUAUAUCAACGGUACUGCUGAAAUGGUAUUUUCAGCGGGAUUGUUGUCAACACAAGCGCCAUUGGGUUACGCGAUUAGUUUGAUAUGUGGAGGAUUACUGUUUGCACGACGAAUGCGGAGUGCCGGCUACGUUACAAUGUUAGAUCCAUUUCAGCGAAAAUAUGGAGGUAGAAUGGGUGGUUUACUUUUUAUUCCUGCCUUGAUGGGAGAAGUAUUUUGGUCGGCAGCGAUUCUGUCAGCAUUAGGUGCCACUAUUAGUGUUAUAUUCACGGAUGUUUCACAAACAGCCUCAGUUCUCAUCUCAGCUGCCGUUGUUGUAUUUUACACAUUAUUCGGUGGAUUAUAUUCAGUGGCUUAUACGGAUGUUGUACAAUUAUUUUUUAUUUUUGCUGGAUUGGUAGGUUAUAAUUCAGUCAACUUACGAGGGAAGGCCACCAACUGCCCCAUCGCUUUUGGCUUAAAACCUAGUGGACAAUAGGUAAUCGACCAUGCUAAUGCCGAAUACGAUAGCCGUUUUCCCCCGCAGGCGUUUUUUAGUCGGUCUCUGGAAAACCAGUUUUCCAGAGACCGACUAAAAAACGC
This is a messenger RNA of Didymodactylos carnosus, 776 nucleotides long. NCBI's taxonomy places the organism in Eukaryota, Metazoa, Rotifera, Eurotatoria, Philodinida, Philodinidae. The record is from the annotation of a GenBank genome assembly.